Molecule: messenger RNA, 1204 nt
Organism: Drosophila rhopaloa
Lineage: Eukaryota; Metazoa; Arthropoda; Insecta; Diptera; Drosophilidae
Product: glyoxylate reductase/hydroxypyruvate reductase
Exons: 5
Coding region: 94-1077 (327 amino acids)
Cellular component (GO): cytosol
Molecular function (GO): hydroxypyruvate reductase [NAD(P)H] activity; glyoxylate reductase (NADPH) activity; NAD binding
Source: RefSeq, a predicted model, not a curated record
AUACAAACCUCCCGCUGAAAACCCUAGUGCUAACAACAAUUUUAAGCUUUUUAAGAGUUUUGAACAGAGCUAAGAGAAUAUACGUCACCUAAAAUGUCCUCAAGUAAACCCUACAAAGUGCUGAUCGCUCAUACUGACGUGCCUCCCGAGGGCCUUGAAAUCCUUAAGGAUAAGUGCGAGAUCAUUCAAGUGUUGAACGAACCACCCAAUAAUCGGAUCGAGAUUUUAGAGAAAAUCCAGGGGGUUCAUGCAGCUAUUUGGGGCGGUCGAGAUAUCCUUAAUGCCGAGAUUUUGGAUGCUGCUGGUCCGCAGUUCAAAGCGGUAUCUACGAUGUCCUCGGGGAUCAACAAUGUGGAUGUCCCGGAGCUAAAGAAGAGGGGUAUUCCACUGGGCAGUACUCCUGCGAUGCUAACUGUUGCGGUGGCCGAUUUGGCCGUAGGAUUACUAAUUGCUGCUGCUCGUAGAUUUCAGGAAGGCCGAAGGAAGAUUGACAGUGACAACUGGGAUAAGGACCAUUUGGACUGGCUGCUGGGUCAGGACAUUCGUGACUCCACCGUGGGAUUCUACGGUUUUGGAGGCAUUGGACAGGCAGUGGCCAAGCGAUUGUCCGGAUUCGAUAUCGAUCGUGUGCUCUACACCACACGAAAUCGCGUAAGUGAGGAUAUCGAGGAGCAGUUCAAUGCCAGGAAAGUGGAUUUCGAUACUCUCCUGACGGAAAGUGAUUUCCUUGUCAUCGCAUCCCCAUUGACCAAGGAAACCCAGGGUUUAUUUAAUGCCACCGCAUUUAAUAAAAUGAAGAAAACAGCUGUGCUGGUCAACGUUGGAAGGGGCAAAAUAGUCAACCAGGACGAUCUUUACGAUGCCUUAAAAUCAAACCGAAUCUUUGCAGCUGGCUUAGAUGUUAUGGAUCCUGAGCCUCUACCUUCUAAAGACAAGUUACUGGCUCUAGACAAUGUUGUGGUCACUCCCCAUGUGGGCUAUGCCACCAGGAGAACCCGCAUCGAUGCUGCCACUCUGGCCUCCCACAAUGUCCUUCGAGGAUUGGCUGGAGAACCCAUGCUAUCACCCGCUUAUUAAAAGGAUCAGAAACUGUACCCAAUAUUAUCCAAAAAGUUCCUGUAACAUUUUCGAAAUUCGAAAUGAUCUUUUUGUUUUAAACAACAGAUAAACAAAAUAUUUAAAAUGAAUAUUUAAAAUCACUUUA